Molecule: messenger RNA, 1897 nt
Organism: Fundulus heteroclitus (mummichog)
Lineage: Eukaryota; Metazoa; Chordata; Actinopteri; Cyprinodontiformes; Fundulidae
Gene: vgll2a
Product: vestigial-like family member 2a
Exons: 4
Coding region: 170-1036 (288 amino acids)
Biological process (GO): regulation of transcription by RNA polymerase II
Cellular component (GO): nucleus
Source: RefSeq, a predicted model, not a curated record
GGCUGCUCCUUCGCCGGGUCCAGCCGCAGUCCGGUGCGUAAAGAGCGCAGAGAAAGCGCGCAGUGGAGUUGUGCGCCGGCCUGGAUUUUUUUUUUUACUGAUUCCUCUCUCCGUCAAAUCUGAGCUGCUCUCUCGAUGAGGCUUGGUUCUUCUCCGUGAGUUCUUCGCCAUGAGCUGCCUGGAUGUGAUGUACCAAGUGUUUGGUCCUCAGCCCUAUUUCAGCUCCUACAGCCCCUACCACCACCAGAAGCUGGCUUUGUAUUCCAAAAUGCAAGACCCCCAGGAGAUCAGCGGCCGGCUCGGCCCCUCGGGGCCCCCGGCGAUCAAAGAGGAGGACAAGGAGCUGCCACCGGGCGCCGAGUACCUGAGCUCCCGCUGCGUCCUCUUCACCUACUUCCAGGGCGACAUCAGCACGGUGGUGGACGAGCAUUUCAGCCGAGCCCUGAGCCAGACGACCGCGUACCCGACGCCCAGCGGGCACAAGGCUGCGAGAGAUGGAUCCUUUCCCAUGAGUCAGAGAAGUUUCCCUCCGUCGUUUUGGAACAGCUCCUACCAGCCGUCCGUCUCCUCCACGCUGGGCAGCGCUCUCUCGGCCCCCCACACAGAGAUCUCCUUCCCCGGGGACCCUUACUCCUCUACCUCCCUGCACAGCCACCUCCACCAGCCCAGCCCUGACACCUGGCACCCGUCACACCACCACCACCAUCACCACCACCAUCCUUACUCGCUAGGGGGCGCCAUAAGCACCCAGAGCUCAGCCUACCCUCGACCCGGCGUCCACGAGAUGUACGGCGCGGCGUUCGACCCGAGGUACGGCUCCCUGCUGGUGCCGUCGGUGAGAUCGCACCACCGCCUGUCGUCCGGCAGCUCCGUGCCGGGGCCCAGCACCUCGCCGUGUGACCUCGGGGGGAAGGGGGAGUCGGGGACGGGGUCGGCCUGGAGCGGUGCCUUCACCGGCGCCGGAGCAGAGAUCGGACUCAACAUAGACACAGGUCUGCAGGCACAGGAUAAGAGCAAGGAUCUGUACUGGUUUUAAACGGCGCUGAGAAUCUUCCUCACCUUCCUCUUUUCUAUUUUGGCUUAUUUUUUUCCUCCUCCACUCCUGCUCUGCUCUAACAAACUGUGAGGCGGAAAUCCAUUUUUUUUUUUUUUUUUUUUUUGGUUUUAAAUGGGGGGUAUAACAGCUUCUGGUCUGCUUGCAGCUCUGCGCUACAGUGGACUGUGCAGCAGCAGCAGCAGCAGCAGCAACGUGCAGCCCUGCUGAGCUGAACGCCGACAGCGUGGACGCAAAGCGUGGAAACAAAAGUGGACUCUCGGAAAGCCCGGAGGGAAUCCGAUCUGGACGGAUACGGAUGAAGACAAGAGCCUUUGUGCUUCUGUGACAGGCAGGGACUACAUUCCUAAGCUGGGGGGAAAAAAAAAGUCUGGGGGACAGACGGACAGAGACACAUGCGGGGUCGCACCCCAAAAGAGGAGCACUGGAAGGACUUGGCAGAACCUUCCUACAUGGGCCAACUGGGCUCAGACACUGGGAGUGUGUUAUGGCUGGUGGGGGGGGGGGAUCUGUGCUGGGGUUCAGGAGAGGCUCUGGCAGGCGAUAAAGGCAGGAGUAGUCUGGACACUUUGGUGUUUGGGGAAUCAUGUUCCAACUGGACACUUCAGCUCAGCACCAAUUAAUUAAAAUCGGGACUUGUUGACUGAUUUCGGAAAAAUGUACCGACUGCAACAGCGGACCUCAUUCGAGUCCUCACUGUAAACCCUUUUUAAGAAGGUUUAAGAAUGGCAUCGAGAUGAAGCAUGCUAACUGUAAAUCCUGUUUUAUGAGUGUAAAUUGACAUUGUCUUUAAAAGGUAUUGCACAAGUAAAUAAAUUUUAAAUCUAAAGAUUCAGAAAGACU